AUGGCUGCGUCUUGCGGCGGCGGGGGCGGGGGGGCGGAGGGACCCCCUGAUGAUGCUGCUGCUCUGUCCCUUCCGCAGGCGCUGACCCCCGGACCACCCACCAUGUCGGCAGUUACGGAGGUUCAGAACACCACAACCGAGGCCCUGGCCGCCCUGCUAGACGGGGGUGAAGGCGCCCUGGUGACGCUGGUGGCGGGCGAGACGAGGGUGGCGGCUCACAGGGCCGUGUUGGCAGCCGCGAGCCCCGUGUUCGCAGCGAUGUUCGCGCACGGCAUGCUGGAGGCCAGCUGCGGCCAGGUGAGCAUCGACGACGUGGAGGGCCCGGUGCUGAGGCUCCUGGUGGCCUACACGUAUACCCUGCAGGCUCCCCAGCUGCCAGACACGGCCCCCCAGCUGCUGGCGGCGGCCGAGAAAUACGGCUUGUCGGCCCUGAAGGCUGCCUGCGAGCGGCAGCUGAUCUCGCAGUUGGCCGUCGAGACCGCAGCGGCGACGGCCGUCAGGGCAGUGAGGUGA
Messenger RNA from Schistocerca cancellata (South American locust), 513 nucleotides. RefSeq names its product speckle-type POZ protein-like. The transcript has 3 exons. Lineage: Eukaryota; Metazoa; Arthropoda; Insecta; Orthoptera; Acrididae. The coding region runs from base 1 to 513 and encodes 170 amino acids. Gene Ontology annotation, molecular function: ubiquitin protein ligase binding. Gene Ontology annotation, cellular component: cytoplasm. The record is from RefSeq and is a predicted model, not a curated record. Gene Ontology annotation, biological process: proteasome-mediated ubiquitin-dependent protein catabolic process; regulation of proteolysis.